Messenger RNA from Pipistrellus nathusii (Nathusius's pipistrelle), 477 nucleotides. NCBI's taxonomy places the organism in Eukaryota, Metazoa, Chordata, Mammalia, Chiroptera, Vespertilionidae. The record is from the annotation of a GenBank genome assembly.
AUGCUCUGCUCUCUCUUUGCCCUUCUCUUGGGCACUUUCUUAGCGGGUGUCAGAGCACAGACUAUCCAUCAAUGGCCAUCUACCAAGGUGCAACUUAUGGGGAGCCCACUCUCCCUGGAGUGCACAGUGAAGGGGACAUCAAACCCCAACCUGUACUGGUACCGGCAGACUGAAGGAAGGGAUCUCCAGAUGCUCUUCUACUCCAUCAGUGUUAACCAGAUAGUCUCUCAGGCGCCCCAGAACUUCGAGGCCUCCAGAUCCCAGGAUGGCCACUUCAUCCUGCAUUCUAAGAAGCUCCUUCUCAACAACACUGGCUUCUAUCUCUGUGCUUGGAGUAUCACACUGAGCUGGGUGGGGCAGACCUCUGUGCAAAAACCCCACCCUCCCCUGAGUCCUCACCACACUCUCCAGGAGCCCUCACUCGGGGACUGGGUGGAGGGUAUUUGUCACUGGAUUUCUAAUGGUCAGCCAAUGUGA